Molecule: messenger RNA, 2019 nt
Organism: Aspergillus terreus NIH2624
Lineage: Eukaryota; Fungi; Ascomycota; Eurotiomycetes; Eurotiales; Aspergillaceae
Exons: 3
Coding region: 1-2019 (672 amino acids)
Source: RefSeq, a predicted model, not a curated record
AUGGCCGACGAAGAGGAGCGCCUCAAAGCUGAGAAGCUGGCCGCUGCCAAGAAAAGGGUAGCCCAGCUCCAAAAACAAAAGAAGAAAGCCAACAAAAAAGCCUCCACCAAAGACUCAGAACCAUCAAAAGAUGCGGCUGCGCCUUCAGAGUCCUCGCCGGCGAAGGAGUCUGCCUCCGACGAAACCGCCGAACAGAAGCCCAGCGAGGAGAAACCCACCGAACAACCGAAACCCGACGAGCAGCCGUCCGAACAACUGUCCGAACCCAAAGACAAUGACAAGACCGACGAAACAACAGCCGAACCUCCGCGCGAAGAAUCCCCCACAGAACCCAUGCCCGACGCCCCGACGUCCCCCGGCCCUGACGCACAGCCCCAACUCCCCAAGAUAGACACGGCGACGAGUCCGCCGUCGCGCGGCGCCCACGGCCGCCAGCCGUCGCUGUCGAUCCAGUCGAAGAUGCGGUCAUCGUCGUUCCGCAAGACGUCCAUCUCGCAGGGAAGCCUCUCGCCGUCUCCGUCCGCUGCGAUCAAAUCGCCGUCGCUGCCGCCGCUGACGGCGGACGGGGACUCCGUGCAUGAGGUGUACCGCAAGCAGUCGACGCGGAUCGACGAGCUCGAGAAGGAGAACAAGCGGCUGGAGAAGGAGCUCGAGGAGGGCACGGCGCGGUGGAAGAAGACGGAGGAGGAGCUGGAGGAUCUACGCGAGGCGAGUGUCGAUGCGGCGGAGUUGAAGGACCGGCUUGAGAAGGCAGAGCAGAAGGCCGGGGAGAUUGAGGAGCUGAAAGCCGAAAUCGCCUCCCUGCAACGACAAAACUCGCACCUGCAAACGCGCACCCACCGCAACAACGCCAGCGUGUCCGCUCCCGGGCCAUCGGAAUCCCCGCCGUCGGAUCUCAUGCAGCAGCUGGAAUCGAAAUCCGCCACCAUCGAGGCGAUGGAGCUCGAAAUCUCCAACCUGCGCGCGCAGCUGUCGUCGAGCGCCGCGCACGAGACGCAAAUAUCAGCUCUGGAAGAGAAGCUCGCGCGCAGCGAGUCCGCCCUUGAGAAGUCCCAGAACGAACUGACGGAUACCAAGGCCGCGCUUACGCGCGCGUCGGAGAAAGCCGUCAAGGAGGGCGUGGACAAGACGUCGACGGAGACGCUGAUCAAGAGCCUGCAGCGCGAGACGGAGGAGCUGAAAACAGAGAAGGCGGAGGCGACGAAGAAGAUCGAGACAUUAGAAAAGAAGCUCGAGGCGAUGGGCAACCUGCAUCGCGAAUCCGAAGCACGACACCAGGCGCGGCUGCGCGAGAGCGAAAAGACUGAGAAGGAGGCGGCCGUGCUGCGCAAGCGGCUCGCGACCGUCGAGAACGAGAACCUCCGCCUGAAAGAGGACCUCGAGACGCUGCGCAAGCGGGACGGCGGCGCGGACGACGACGCGCUCGACGAGCUCGAAGACGAGGAGCGCUCGCGGCUGCAGCGCCGCAUCCGCGAGCUCGAAGGCGAGGUGUUUGACCUGCGCCGCGGGGUGUGGAAGGAGAAGCGCCAGGAACUCGAUGCCAGCGGCGCCGGGGAUGGCGCCGACUUCUCCUACGCCGAUUCGGCGACGAAUCCCUCCGCCGCCAACGCCUUUGACGACGUCGACCUCGUCGGCGGGACGCCCGAACACGCGCGCAGACGCAGCAUGGCUAUGCAGCAGCACUCGUCGUUCUCGACGGUGCUCUCCAGCGGCAUCGCGGCGUUCACGGGUGGAGGCUCGUUUGGCGGCGGUCGUGGCCGGGCAGGCUCGCACCAGCAGCACCCACCGGCUACACGCGGCAGCCUGGAGCUGCUCUCGGAGGAGAACUUUGACGAUGAGUUUGAUGAGGCGGAGUUUGCGCGGGCCCAGGCCGAGGAGGAGGCGCGCAAGCGCGUCGAGUGGGUGCGCGAGAUCAAGAAGAAGCUGAGGGACUGGCAGGGGUGGCGGCUGGAUUUGGUGGACAGUCGCGCCGGAGCCGAAGGCGCUGGCGUGGGCAUGGGCGAGAUUUUCCAGAUCUAG